Molecule: messenger RNA, 1698 nt
Organism: Sclerotinia sclerotiorum 1980 UF-70
Lineage: Eukaryota; Fungi; Ascomycota; Leotiomycetes; Helotiales; Sclerotiniaceae
Exons: 2
Coding region: 1-1698 (565 amino acids)
Biological process (GO): Golgi calcium ion transport; Golgi calcium ion homeostasis; manganese ion transmembrane transport
Cellular component (GO): fungal-type vacuole membrane; Golgi apparatus
Molecular function (GO): manganese ion transmembrane transporter activity; calcium ion transmembrane transporter activity
Source: RefSeq, a predicted model, not a curated record
AUGAGGUUCCGGAGGAAGCAAUCUCCAUUGCUUUUACUUUUAUUGCCAUCAUUGGCUUUGGCUCUAUCUCCUGCGGCACAAGACAACAUACAAUCUGCCCUCGCGAAAGAUGCUGAUGCGCAUACUGGAAAGAUAGACAAAACGGUCGAUUCUGGAUACGAUUCAUCAUCAGCUGUUACAGGUCUUGCCGAUAAUAAAGCAAAAUAUGAUGUUGGUACGAAAGAUGCGCCAGUCGAUGGAAAAGAUGGAAAACCACACGCUGGCCCAUUCGUAGACACCACCAAAAAAGACCCUAAGAAAGAUGCUGCCACAGAUGAAAAAGCGGAUACCAAGGGAUCUAAAGACUCUAAAGAUUCUAAGAGCUCCAAGUCCAAGCUUGAAGAUGGAGAAUUGGUUGUGCAACCCACAACCAAAACUUCCACAGCGAAGAAGGAAAAAAUGGUUGACGACGAUGGUAACGAAAUCCCUCAGAGUAUCGAUGGCGUUAUGAACGAUCCAAGUCGAGCAUUACCUAAGCAAGGCACAACAGGUACUGAGGGAGGUGUGAGUGAGAAAGAGAAGACACGAAAGGGUCAGGAAAGCCAAACGGGAGAGAAGGCGGAAAAGAAGCCAGCAUCACCUAAAGAGGCACCUCCAAUACCUCACGAUACCGAACAAAAGUUACAGAGUGACAGCAAAGAUCCGCAGAAGAAGGAUUCGACCAAAAAAAUCACUGAUGACAAGGAGACUGGUGCCACUGACAACCUCGCUGGAUUGGAUAAACCUACAGAUCUUCCAGAUAAGACAAACAAUAAUCCUCAUCCAAUUCCUAAUUCUGCCAACAAGGAUCACCUAGAUGUUACCAAAUCCGAUUCAAAGGCCAUUCCAAAGCUUGACUUGGAAGGAGAGGGUAAUGAGGGUCUCAUUCAACCUUUACAUUCGUUUCUUCUUUCCCUCACAAUGAUUUUGUUCUCUGAAAUUGGAGACAAGACAUUUUUGAUUGCAGCAUUAAUGGCUAUGAAGCAUGACAGACUUCUAGUAUUUUCCGCCGCAUUUUCCGCAUUGAUAGCUAUGACAAUUCUAUCCGCGGUAUUAGGUCAUGCAGUUCCUACUUUAAUUCCAAAACGAUUCACGAAUUUCCUAGCCGCAGGACUAUUCUUGAUUUUCGGAGGACGUUUAUUAAAAGAAGGUUUAGCUAUGAGUCCAGAUGAGGGUGUUACGGAAGAAAUGAAAGAAGUCGAAAUGGAACUCGAGGAAAAAGAGCAUUUGGCAAAGCAACAAGGAAGACGUCGAUCAUCAGUUUCUCCAUAUGCUCUCGAAAUGGGUCUUGGUGGAGGUCCAAGAGCCAGCACAAGAAAAUCUAGAUCAGGAUCACGUCUACCAUCUCCACCAAGAAGUCCUUCAACUUCAUCAGAUCGAUCUCCUUCUCCUAAGAGAUCAGCGAUUCAAAGUGCUGCAGGUGGUUUGAAUAAUCUUCUCUCUUUACUAUUAAGUCCAGCUUGGGUUCAAACAUUCGUUAUGACUUUCCUAGGUGAAUGGGGAGAUCGUAGUCAAAUUGCUACGAUUGCUAUGGCUGCUGGUCAAGAUUAUUGGUGGGUAACUGGGGGCGCGGUUAGUGGUCAUGCUGUUUGUACCGGAGUGGCUGUUAUUGGAGGAAGAGCUAUUGCUGGAAAAGUCAGCUUAAGAGUUGGAAACGGAAACGCAUUGUUUCCUUCAUAG